UCUGGCAUGUGAUAAUUUAGUGGCGGGAGCUGCUCAUGCCUAUUUUAAGCGAUGUUACAUGUUGUUCGGCUUUGGGAUAUGAUAUCCAAAGCGUGAUGAUAUCUAACGUGUUCAUGUUUAUCCCGGGGGAGAGGGAAGGCGAUAAGAUGACUGGACGACUUAAUCAUUGCCAAAUGCCGAGCUUUUAAUCAAAAUGAAUAGUUGGUGAAUACAAUAUUGAACAGUACCAGAGUUUUUAAGGAAGCUUCUAAAAGUCCGGAGUUCAUGAGAAUUGAUAGAAGGUUUGAGAUUUAACGUCCAAUGACAGCACAUCAGUAUGAGAUUGCACAAUGAGACAAUAACGGCUGAACGAGUUAUAAAAGAAGAUCCCAUACCUGGUACAUACAUGAACUGGUCAAAAAAUUCAGAGGUCUCCCAAGUUUGGAUUUUGAAAACUGUAUAUGUUGAGUGUUGGAAAUUGCACAGACUUUCAAUACCUUUACUCAAUUCUAAUGGAUUUAGUUUUAUUAGGGCAUGCAAAGCCUGUAGGUGCUAUUUUAAUCCUAUUAUCACUGUAUCAUUAGUCUUAACUAUUAAGGGUUUUUGUGUAAUUUUCACCAAAAUGAUAAACAACCAUUCAUACAGAUAAAACUGUUGCCCAAGAAAUUCAAAUUUACAUUUAAGGAGGUCACGAAUUCGGAGCUUGUUUAUGACAUUAUUAUUCGUUGGCCAUAUUGUUACUGUACAACAGCCAUCAAAAUGCACGAGUGCAAUUAUUUUUUAUUGUAUUAGACGGAUAAUGCAAAGUAUUGCCAUCAUAAGAGAUUACACAACCCGUUGAAAGAAGGUAUUGCUAUCAUAAGAACCCCACACACACUACGUGUUUCAGCUCUGAGUUACUUGUAUCAUGUUCCCAUGAUUACUAAUUAAACAGCUUCAAAUCGAUUUUAUUUAUAGAACCAGCGUUUUCUGUCCAUACCAAAUUGCCUUUUUUACCCUGCGUACUCUCUUGAAAGAUUCAUUUUGGAUGUUUAGUGAUAACAAGUUUUGCAAUUAAACAGAAGAAAAGAGUUUAUUUUUAACAAUUGUGUUUUGGAGUAUUCACUUAUAUUUCGCAUAUCUGUAACUUUAGUGGUUUAGCAUUCAUUUUUUCCUAUUUUUUUUACCAAUUCAAAUAUUUUCAUUUGUGGCAUUAGGUCAAGAUACCUUCAGUCAUGGAUUCAUGAAUUUCAGUUUAUGGAAGGUAAAGGAAAUUUUCGAAAUCCGAAAUAGCUGAAUACAUUGUUGUAUUUUCUCCCUAUAGAAAUCUUUUCUCUUAUCUCUUUUUAAACUCAUAAUCAUAUUAUCAUUUGUUUCAUUGAAUAUUUUAAUGUUUAAGUAAGUUAAUAGUUCAAUAAAUAGAAACCAUGAGUGGGGGUAUAUAUGGUGGAGAUGAAGUCGGUGCAUUGGUCAUUGAUAUUGGAUCACAUUCUGUCCGUGCUGGGUAUGCAGGAGAAGAUUGUCCCAAAUCAGUGUUUCCUACUCAUGUUGGAUCCCAAGCAAUAGAAGAAAUGGAAGUUGAAGGAGAAGAAUCCAAGCCAACAAAGAAGUUACAUUUUGGUACAAGUGCUUUGUUGACUCCAAGGAAAGAUACUGAAAUUGUCACACCCGUUCUCGAUGGAAUGAUAGAAGAUUGGGAUUUAUUUGAAUCUAUGUUGGACUAUACUUACAAACGUGGCUUGCAUAGCGAAUCUAACUUACAUCCUGUGUUAUUUUCCGAACCAGCUUGGAAUGCAAGAAACAAGCGAGAAAAACUAACGGAAGUAAUGUUUGAGAAAUAUAAUGUACCUGCCUUUUUUCUUUGCAAAUCCCCUGUUUUGUCAGCAUUUGCUAAUGGACGAUCCACUGGGGUUGUUUUGGAUAGCGGUUCUACCCACACAACUGCUGUACCAGUACACGAUGGAUAUGUUCUCAAACAAGGAAUCGUAAAAUCUCCUCUCGGUGGCGAUUUCAUCCUUAUGCAAUGCAGAGAAGUAAUGAAAAAUUUAAACAUUGAUGUAAUCCCUGCAUACAUGAUCGCUUCAAAAAAAGAAGCCAAAGAAGGAGGUCAACCAGAUUGGGAAAAGAAAAAAGAUCUUCCAGAAGUUACAGAAUCAUGGAAGAAGUACAUGAUGAAUUACACUCUUGAGGACUUUGCUGCAUCAGUUUUACAACUCCUAGACACACCUUACAUCGAGCAAGAUGCUAUGGGAAUGCCUCAAUGUCACUAUGGCUUCCCAAAUGGAUAUCAUCAAGACUUUGGCCAUGAGCGUAUGAAAGCUGCAGAAGCUCUUUUUGAUCCAUCACUUAUCCAAGGAAAUUCUAUGCUUGGUGUUCCUCACGUUGUGUCCUCUUCAGUAGGAUUAUGUGAUGUCGAUAUUCGACUUGGACUUUACAGUAGUGUAAUUGUAACUGGUGGUAAUACUUUAGUUCAAGGUUUUACUGACAGACUCACAGCUGAGUUGUCAAACAAAACACCACCAAGUGCCAAAUUAAAAAUUAUUGCUCCUACAAAUUCUAUUGAACGUAAGUUUUCACCUUGGAUCGGUGGAUCUAUUUUAGCUUCUUUAGGAACAUUUCAGCAAAUGUGGAUUUCAAAACAAGAAUACGAAGAAGCUGGAAAAUCUAGUGUAGAGAGAAAAUGCCCUUGAUGUAUGGAAUUGAAUGGAAAAUAAAAUUGUUGUGAUAAAUUGAUAAAAGUGUACAAGCUUAAUAAAUUGGAAAGUAUCAUCUCAGAAACAAAUUUUGAAAUUGUUACAGCUCAAAUACUUGUCAAACAUUUCGUGCUACCUAGAUCAACUGUGGUAUCAUGAGUGGAUGAAUACUUUGAACUACAUCUAAUGUUCUGUUCUAGAAUCAUGCAAUGCAAUGAAAUCUUGUCAAUUUUCUUUUUUCACUGAUGUUUGUGUUUGUGGACCAAAUAAGAAACAGGAAAUAUUGUGGUGGGCAAGACAACAAGACUGUGGACUACUUACUACUGCGUAAUAUAAACACAAUUCAAUUUCUGCCACAGAUUUUAGUGCUGCAGAUCAUAUCUAUAACUUCCUUACAAAUUCUAUUACAAAAGUAUUUCUUCUGGCUAUUUUGAAUCAAAUCAAUUAUUAUUAAAGCACAUUGACUUACGUUUUUAAAGCCUAAACAUGCACCUGGCCUAUUACUGCAGUAAAUAUAAACUUAUGAGUCAAAUUUUGCUGAAAGUCCUGUAUUUUCAAUAGACAUUCAUCAUGAGGUCUAUUAUUGGGUUAAUAAUUGGUAGUUCGUUUUAUUCAUCAUACUGGAAAUACAUGUAACUAACUACAGAAUGUAAAUGUGAAUUCAAAAUGUCUUUUCAUUUGAAGGGGUUAAAGAGGUGUUAUGAAAACAAGAUCCAAUCAUUACAAAAUUGAUAUGCCAUAUAAUUGUGGAUGCAUAAAGAUAGCUUAUAAAUAAAAGCAGUGCAGCUAAAUAUUUUUCUUUCAGAACUGCUCUUUUAUUACGGUAAACCCAUGAUUAAACAUUUCUGUUGCCAAAUUAGGACAAUUAUUUUGUUGGGAUUCAUAGUUUUUGUUCUUGAGUUAUUGAUUGAUUUUUGAAUUUAUGGAAUGGCAUUUAAUUAACUUUUGACUGAAUUUCUGCAACAUUGAUUUCCUGAUUACAAAUAUCACUGUUGUAAUGGGUUAAGGUAAUUGUGUUGGUUGCUAUAAGUCUUGGAAACUUUCGAAACUGAACUAGAAUACAAGUAAGAUAAUUGGGCAUUUAGGAAAAGUUCAUUUCACACUGCCUUUAAAUAUGUAUUUUGUAUUUUUUUUU
Messenger RNA from Styela clava, 3786 nucleotides. RefSeq names its product actin-like protein 6B. The record is from RefSeq and is a predicted model, not a curated record. NCBI's taxonomy places the organism in Eukaryota, Metazoa, Chordata, Ascidiacea, Stolidobranchia, Styelidae.